AUGGUUGCAUUAUCUCCAGCUAUUAGAGAACUCAGAUUCCUUCUUCCUCAAACUGCAUCCUCUUUAAAGUCAUUCGUCUUGAAUGCUUACCCAUCUAUCAAGCAACAACAUCCUCAUUUACCUGUUUUGAUUAGGGAAUGUCAAGGCAUUCAGCCAACUGUUGUUGUUAGACUCGAAAAGGGUGUCGAAGUCAAGAAACACGUUGCAAACUUCUCAGAUGCAGAGCUUAAAUCUUUCCUUCAAAAUCCUUGA
Molecule: messenger RNA, 252 nt
Organism: Pichia kudriavzevii
Lineage: Eukaryota; Fungi; Ascomycota; Pichiomycetes; Pichiales; Pichiaceae
Exons: 1
Coding region: 1-252 (83 amino acids)
Source: RefSeq, a predicted model, not a curated record